GGUACAAAAUGUCCAUCAGGGUGCAGAAUGCAAGGACUGAUUGAUGAAACGGACCGGGAUUAUGGUCACAGAAUAGAUAAAAUCAAGAGGCUGCUUGCUGAAAACCAAAACAACUAUAAAAAAUCAAAUCGGAUAAUUGUGGAAACCAUAAACGUACUGAAACCAGAUCUGGACAGUGCUCAGCAGGUUGAUGAGACUUAUGGCCAGGUGACUGGAGAACUGAGGCGGAGAAUCGUGACACUGAAGCAGAGAGUUGUCACUCAAGUAAACAGAAUUAAAGCUCUGCAGAGCAGCAUCCAGGAGCAGGUGGUGGAGAUGAAGCGCUUGGAGGUGGACAUUGAUAUUAAGAUACGAGCUUGCAAAGGAACCUGUGCUAGAAGUUUUGAUUACCAUGUGGACAAGGAAAGCUAUGACAACAUCCAGAAGCAGCUUACCCAAGCCAACUCCAUCGACCUGCACCCCGAGCUUCAAGCAACCACCCUGAGCACACUGAAGAUGAGGCCGCUUAAGGACUCAAAUGUUCCUGAACACUUUAAGCAUAAGCCUCUGCCAGAAAUGCAAGCUCUGAACAUAAUUAAUAAUAUCAGGCAGGUCAAAGCGGUAAUAGAAAGACCAGAAACAGACACAAACCCUUCCCGAGGUGACACCUUGUAUCACAUAGCAGAAUCGAGGGGGGAUGGACCUUCACACACCAGCAAGUUAAUUACUCCUACUCAUGGGAGAGAAACCCUGAGUCUGGGAGACAAAACCACCACCACUGUUCGUAGAUGCACCAAAACUACCACCACAAAAUUUGUCACUGGCCCUGAUGGCCCUAGAGAAGAAGUAGUUGAAAAAAUGGUUUCUUCUGAUGGCUCAGACUGCUCUUAUUUACAAGGAGCAGGAGGUAUUGAUCUAGCAUCAUUUUUAAGUCCUGACUUUCCGUCCACCGCCAAUAGGCACCUUGGUGGAUCUACCAGCAUCUCAACCAGCAGCCGCGUAACAGGUGGUAGCCACUCAGGCACUGGAGCAUCCAGUCAUUCAGGGUCUUAUGAGGGGAGAGGCAAAUUCACAGAUUUAGGAGAGGAAGAAGAAGAUGAUUUUGGAGGACUUGACCUUCAUCCAUCUGGAUUCCCAUCUGGCAGUGCAAGUCACUCCAAGACCGUAGUGACCAGCUCCUCCUCUAGUUUCAACAAGGGAGGCUCCACUUUUGAAACCAAAUCCCUAAAGACCCGUGAAAUAUCUGAGCAGCUAGGUGGGGUGCAACACGAUCAGAGUGCAGAGGAUACCCCAGACUUUCAGGCACGCGGCUUCAAACCGACAGGAGCCAAGCAAAGGAGAGACAACACUGGGAAAGACUGCGAUGAUAUCCGCCAGAAACACACUUCUGGUGCCAAAAGUGGCAUUUUCAAAAUCAAGCCAGCGGGAUCCCGUAAGGUUUUGUCAGUUUAUUGCGACCAAGAGACCACUUUGGGAGGAUGGCUAUUGAUCCAACAGAGAAUGGAUGGAUCAGUGAAUUUUAACCGGACCUGGCAAGACUACAAGAGAGGUUUCGGCAGCGUGGAUGGCAGAGGGCAAGGAGAGUUCUGGCUGGGUAAUGAAAACAUACAUUUGCUGACUCAGAAUGAGACGCUCCUGCGGGUAGAGUUAGAGGACUGGGAUGGAAAUGCUGUGUAUGCAGAGUAUAUCGUUCAGGUAGGGUCUGAAGCUGAAGGGUACCCCCUCGCCCUGUCUUCCUAUGAGGGGACCGCCGGGGACGCGCUGAUUGCCGGCUGGCUGGAGGAGGGCACCGAAUACACAUCCCACGCCCAAAUGCGGGUCAGCACCUUCGACCGGGACCAGGACCGCUGGGAGGAGAGCUGUGCGGAGAUGUACGGGGGCGGCUGGUGGUACAACAGCUGCCAGGCAGCCAACCUCAAUGGCAUUUACUACCUGGGGGGCCACUACGACCCCAGGUACAACGUCCCUUACGAGAUAGAAAACGGCGUGGUCUGGCUGCCAUUUAGAGCCUCUGACUACUCCCUCAAAACUGUGAGAAUGAAAAUCAGGCCCAUAGAAACCCUGUAGAAAGACAGGCUUUUAAUGUCUAUGUUACCACUA
Mesitornis unicolor (brown roatelo) is the source of this 2079-nucleotide messenger RNA. RefSeq names its product fibrinogen alpha chain (gene FGA). The annotation marks the transcript as partial. Gene Ontology annotation, biological process: platelet activation; blood coagulation; protein polymerization. The record is from RefSeq and is a predicted model, not a curated record. The transcript is spliced from 4 exons. Gene Ontology annotation, molecular function: signaling receptor binding. Lineage: Eukaryota; Metazoa; Chordata; Aves; Mesitornithiformes; Mesitornithidae. Gene Ontology annotation, cellular component: fibrinogen complex.